Messenger RNA from Fibroporia radiculosa, 1062 nucleotides. RefSeq lists its product as uncharacterized. The record is from RefSeq and is a predicted model, not a curated record. The coding region runs from base 1 to 1062 and encodes 353 amino acids. The transcript is spliced from 10 exons. Gene Ontology annotation, molecular function: dioxygenase activity. NCBI's taxonomy places the organism in Eukaryota, Fungi, Basidiomycota, Agaricomycetes, Polyporales, Fibroporiaceae.
AUGUCCCUCGUUGAAGCUGCACUGAAAGCAGAUACCGCAGAUGCGUUUAGUCAGGUUCCAGUAAUAGACCUCAAGGAUGCAUCUAGUACAGACCCCGCCGUGCGUAGGGCUCUCGGCGCUGCUAUCAGGGACGUCUGUAUAAACGUCGGAUUCUUCUACGGUGCGUGUGGCCUCUCAGUUUCCGUAUACAUGCGCCGAGCGGGCAUCGGCCUGAACGCAGUUUGCAACCACGGAAUCUCCCAACGCACGAUCGACAAUGCGCUAGCUGCGAUGACGGAGUACUUCUCCCUCCCACUGGAUGAGAAGAUGGAGCUCGACAUGCGGAAAUCGCCAAACUUCAAGGGCUACAACCCCGUGUUGAGCAGCAACAAUGACCCCGUGAACAACGGCGACAUGCACGAGGGCUUCGAGUUCGGCUGGGAGGAGCUGCAGGCGAAAGAGUCGGACGAAAAACGCGCCAACGAUGGUGUCAUGGCGGGCGUGAACGUCUGGCCCAGGGCUCCCGCCGAUCUCGACGGCGAGCAUGUUGUCAGCCACGCUGCGGUCACGCUCGGGAAGACUAUGUUUCCCUUGUUUGCCCUAGCUUUGGAUCUCCCAGAGGAAUAUUUCGGCGACAAGACCAAGAAUUCCGCUGCCCUCAUGCGCGUCCUCCAUUAUCCGCCCCAGACCGGGCCUGUGGACGACAGGGUAAUCGGUAUCGGGGCCCACACAGAUUUCGAGUGCUUCACGAUUCUUUGGCAGCAGCCUGAGAUCCAAGCUCUGCAAGUCCUGAACAAACAAGACAAGUGGAUCGACGCACCGCCCACUCCAGGAACACUGGUUGUAAAUUUGGGCGACCAGUUCGCGCGCUGGACAAACGAUGUGUUCAAAUCGACUGUUCAUCGUGCUGUCAACCGGAGCGGCGUCCGGCGAUACUCCAUUCCUCUUUUCUUCGGCACCGACUAUGACGUCAGACUAGAACCAAUCUCAAGCUGCGUUUCCGAGGAUCGUCCACCGAAAUAUGAAGUUGUCGCCGCAGGCGACUACGUCAAAGCGAGACUCAAAGCGACAUACGGUCAUUGA